ACCAAAACAAAACAAAAACGUGAAUUAGUGAAAGCAUGGCAUUUUGGUGCUCGGAAGAAACCAAUCAAUAAAAUGCUGUCGUCGAGUGCGUUUUAAUGGAAUAAGCCAUUCAUAAAGGCUUGUUCUAAUAAUUACCUUUAUUAAAUCAAGGAAGGGGCCCUAUUUACCAUAUUACACGAUUACUUUGCAUUUCGCCGUAUAAAUUUUAUUGAUAAACGUGUGGGGAUAUAAGGAAGUCCCACUCAGGCAGUUUAAAUUUGCUCUGACCUGUCCGCCGUCUCCCACCUUUUUAUAAAGUGUUGUUCUAACUAUGCUGUCUGCAGUUCGGGUCAUUAGUGCGCGUUCGUACUCAAAUGUGGCGCCCACGACAAAACUCUUCAUCGAUGGUAAAUUUCAAGAAUCUCAAACGACGCAAUGGAUAGAGCUUCACGAUCCGGCGACCAACAAUCUUGUUACGAGAGUUCCUCAAAGCACCAAGUCGGAAAUGAACGCCGCCGUUGAAUCGGCAAGAAAUGCGUAUCAAAGUUGGAAACGUACGACCGUUUUAACCCGACAACAGUUGAUGUUAAAACUGCAACACGUUAUUCGUCGCGACAUGAAAAAGUUGGCGGCAAAUAUUACUUUAGAACAGGGCAAAACUUUGGCGGAUGCGGAAGGAGAUGUUAUGCGAGGAUUGCAGGUGGUGGAGCAUAGCUGCUCAGCAGGUUCUCUUCUUCAGGGGGAGUCGUUACAAAAUAUAGCAACUGAUAUGGAUUGCGUCUCGUAUAAGCUUCCGUUAGGAGUGACGGCCGGUAUUUGUCCAUUUAAUUUUCCCGCAAUGAUUCCGUUAUGGAUGUUUCCUUUGGCACUGAUUGCUGGUAAUACAUCUAUCAUAAAGCCUUCCGAACGGGAUCCAGGGGCAACUAUGCUACUAAUGGAAUUGUUAAAUGAAGUUGGAUGCCCUCCUGGUGUUGUUAAUGUCAUCCACGGCUCGCGAGAUGCUGUCAACUUCAUAUGCGAUAAUCCAGACAUAAAGGCAAUCAGUUUUGUUGGUUCGGAUACUGCCGGGCAGUAUAUCUACCAACGCGGAUGCGCCAAUGGCAAACGUGUCCAAUCGAACAUGGGCGCCAAAAAUCACGCGGUUGUGUUGCCAGACGCCAAUAAGGAGAUGAGCAUUGACCAGCUUUGUGGGGCUGCUUUUGGAGCCGCCGGUCAAAGAUGCAUGGCCAUCAGUGUCGCAGUAUUAGUGGGCGAAGCCCAAAAAUGGAUUCCUGAUAUAGUAGCAAGAGCAAAGAAGUUGAAAGUAAACGCAGGUCAUGAACCAGGAACCGACGUCGGUCCGGUAAUCUCGCCUGUCGCAAAAGAAAGGAUCUGCCACUUAAUAGAGUCUGGAAUUAAGCAAGGAGCCAAAUGCGAUUUAGACGGUCGAAAUGUAGUCGUUGAAAAGUAUCCAAAAGGCAACUUUGUUGGCCCGACUAUUCUAAGCAAUGUGAGACCAAGCUACGACUGUUAUAAGCAAGAAAUAUUCGGGCCGGUGCUCAUCAUCGUGCAUGCAGAUACAAUGGAGGAGGCGAUAGAAAUUAUAAAUUCAAAUCCAUAUGGCAACGGAACAGCGAUCUUUACAACAAGUGGAAGCAAUGCGAGGCAGUUCGUCAAUGAAAUAGAUGUUGGCCAAGUGGGCGUUAAUGUACCUAUUCCUGUUCCUUUACCGAUGUUUAGUUUUACUGGUUCAAGAGGUAGUUUCUGGGGUGAUUUGCAUUUCUAUGGAAAACAAGGCCUCAAUUUCUAUACCCAGACAAAGACGAUUACGUCAAUGUGGAGGAAAGGACAAUCUCUCACUAAGAGCACUGUUUCGAUGCCAGUGCAUACAUAGAGAGAUCCUAUGCAUGUUUUUCAAUCAAUAAUAUUUACCAAUUAUAUAUAUUUUUAAUAUACCUA
Messenger RNA from Photinus pyralis (common eastern firefly), 1917 nucleotides. Its product is annotated as probable methylmalonate-semialdehyde dehydrogenase [acylating], mitochondrial. NCBI's taxonomy places the organism in Eukaryota, Metazoa, Arthropoda, Insecta, Coleoptera, Lampyridae. The transcript is spliced from 4 exons. Gene Ontology annotation, molecular function: methylmalonate-semialdehyde dehydrogenase (acylating, NAD+) activity; malonate-semialdehyde dehydrogenase (acetylating, [NAD(P)+]) activity. Gene Ontology annotation, biological process: L-valine catabolic process; thymine catabolic process. The record is from RefSeq and is a predicted model, not a curated record. Gene Ontology annotation, cellular component: mitochondrion. The coding region runs from base 311 to 1852 and encodes 513 amino acids.